AACACAAAUCACAAUUAAUAAAAAGCUAAGAAUAUGAUUAAAGAAAUAAGCGCAAAAGUUGAGUUUUUUUUUGUUAAAAACAAAUUUGAAAAAAAGGUUGGUAUAUUUCCUGAAUCCUAAUUGAAAUUUAAUGACGGUUUGAAAAAUUACUUACAUAUUUUAGAAGAUGUGCUUAAAAAAAAUUAUAUUUUCAUGAAAGAGAUAAAAUAAUAAUCUGAGCCCUAUAUUGGUUGUAAAUGUAGCACAACGAAACAAGAUAUUUAUUUCUAAUAAAACAGAUUUAGAAACUAUUAAGAACUUUAAAAGUUCCUUGAGGAAUUAAUUCAAAGCGAAAAUUUAUAUCAUGCUAAAAAUGUAGAGUCAAUUGUUAAAAUUUUAAGAUUUGGCAAUAAAAUAUUUGAUGAAUCAGAAUAGUAAGUAGAAUAAAAAAAAAAUUAACCUAUCUAAGAUGAUAGAAAUAUAUUUAAUAAAAAUGGCUUUUAAAAGAAUGAUAGCAACCUAGAAAAUUAAAAAUAUCAAAAUACUUUUUAAUAUCAUUUAAAAUAGAAUCAAAAUGAGAUUAUUUAAGAUAAUAGAUAAAAAAAUGAGUAGUAAAAGGUUAAAUAAAAUCUAAAUCAUCAAUAAAAUCAAACUUUUAAAGACUAAUAAAAAGAUAAAUAAAAUCCAAAUUAUCAAUAGAAUGGAAUUCUAAAGAAAAAUUAAUUAAAAUAGUAAAAUGAUAAAGUUCAAAUUGAAAAAGCAAACUUUUUAGAUAGCGAUGAAGAAGAAGCUGAAGCAGAUUCAACUCCUUAUCAUGAUUCAAAUUAAGAAUAUAAUAGUGACAAUGAUAAUGACAAUGAUGAUGAAAGUUAUAAUAAAUCAUAAUAAUCAAAUAUUUUAAAUUAAGGCUUUUUAGAUAAAACAGAUUUAAUUAUAUCUUAAGUUAAUGAACUUAAGGAUGAAAAUAUAAAAUUAUAGUAACAAUUAGAUCUUGCGAAUGAAACAAUUAGAAAAUUGGAAAAAGAAAAAAUUUAACUUAAUAAAUAAAAUGAAAAAUUAGUAAAUAAGCUCAAAUAAUGUAAAUGUUAAUGA
Molecule: messenger RNA, 1071 nt
Organism: Tetrahymena thermophila SB210
Lineage: Eukaryota; Ciliophora; Oligohymenophorea; Hymenostomatida; Tetrahymenidae
Exons: 1
Source: RefSeq, a predicted model, not a curated record